AUGCCUGCCCAACAAAAACCGGCCAGGUGGACAGUGUACCUGAAGAUUGCCGCCGGCGUCAUUUUCAUUGUCGCACUGCUCGUCCUCCUCUUAUGGGGCGUCCACAAGGGAAAACCAACAACAGACAACAAUGAAGUUGGUGAACAAGAACGAGAAGUUGAAGAACCGCCGAUUAUCUGCAACAGCACCGAGUGCCAGGAGGCCAGCGCCUGGGUCAUGGAGACGAUGAACCCCAAAGCCAACCCUUGCGAAGAUUUCUACGAAUUCGCUUGCGGAAACUUUCCAAAAGUGCAUCCGAUUCCGGAGGACAAAUCUUUUGUUUCGACGUUGUCGCUUCUUCAGGACAAGGUGACUGACUCACUUUAUAAGCUUCUGGUCAAGGAAGGCAAAAGAAGAAAGUCAGGAAUUGGAAGUGAAAAGAGGGUGGCAAAAUCCAUCGACCUGGCCGCCGACCUCUUUGACGUGUGCAUGGAUGAAGAAAGUCGAAAUCGCCUGGACGUAGAGCCCUUUCGGGCGCAGCUGAAACGAAUGCUCGGCACUGAGUGGCCAAUAAUCGACGUCAAAAAAUUCGGCGACAACUUCCAAAAAGGCCGCGACAGUGUGGAGUUGUUUAUCGACGCAAUGGCCAACUUUCGAGCAGCUGGUUCAGAACCGAUCAUGAGUUUUGGACCAGACAUUGACGCCAAUAAUACGCUGCACCGGCUGAUUACCUUUAAAGUGCCUGAAUUUGACCUGAAGGACUACCAAUACGGCGACACUAGCAAAUACAACGAUGAAGUGAGCGCCAACUGGGUUUACAUGCACGACAUGGCCAAAUUCUUUUACAAAGGCAAUGCAGAGGUGGCUGGCAAGAGCGAGGAAAUUGACUUCCGUUUUGAUGAGAUUUUCCGCUUUGAACGGUCGCUUGCUAAUCUAGUCAACCUAAAGUCAAACCCGCUCAAUCCAAAGGACUGGUACUUUAAAAUCAGCCUGCGCAACUUGAAUGCCCUCACCAGUCGACAAGGCUCAUCGUACUUUAACUGGACGUCGCUGCUUUUUAAGACCACUUUUAACUUUGUCCUUCCCUACAAGAUCACCGACGAGGAGCAGGUGAUAGUGAAAGACCUAGAGUACUACAAGGGCAUGGUCCAACUGGUGUCCACCACACCGUUGCACGUCCUCUUCAAUUACAUGGGAGUGCGGUUUAUUAGCGAACGUGGCGACGACGGCUCACUACAAAUGCACAAAGUAGAGCAUGAGUUUGCGCAGAAAACCAAAGGUCUAAAGGCCAUGCCUCAUCACUGGGAGGGCUGCCUGGAGGAGGUGCGCCGCCUUUUUCCGAUGCCUCUCAGUCGCCUCUACGUGGAUGCGGUCGUUCCACCGGAAACCAAAGUAGCCGCCGAGAGCAUUGUCAGCCACGUGGCUGAGUCAUUUGCAAAGACGAUCAAGAAGCACACGCCCUGGCUUGAUAAGGUAACGAGGGAUAGGGCGGAAGAAAAGCUGGCCAAGAUCAAGUACCUGGUUGCCUAUCCAGACUGGAUCUCUGAUAACAGUCAGCUUGAUGCCGACUUUGGUUUGAGACCUGGUUCAACGGAUGAUGAGCUGUUGAAGAUAGUUCCUGGAAAGUACUUUGAGUCACUGAACAAUAUCCGACGGUUUGUGGUGGCUAGAGAGUUUAGAGAAUUGAAAAAGGUUCAUGAUCCAGAUAAAGAUUGGAUCAUGUCGCCCACUACGGCAGACGUCGAUUACUCGACAGUGGCCAAUACCAUUG
Messenger RNA from Rhagoletis zephyria (snowberry fruit fly), 1750 nucleotides. The record is from RefSeq and is a predicted model, not a curated record. Lineage: Eukaryota; Metazoa; Arthropoda; Insecta; Diptera; Tephritidae.